GACUCAGUUCCCAACGCUUUCUCUGCUCCAACAGACAAAGCAGCGGCUGCGGCAGCCACACAGUAGUGACAAAAGAACAAAAAGAGAGAAAAAUAAGCCUACAUUGCUGUGAAGAUACAACAUUUUUAAUCUCGCCGUCUCGGUCCAGUUGGAGUGCACAAAUCAGAUAAUUGGGUUGAAAUUUUAGAAAAAGCUUAGCUUUGCUUGCUAAACUAAACUUUGGGGGCGUUCGCGUCAUCUGUCUGUCUUUCCCCCGUCACCCACACAUUGAAUUUGUAUCUACAUUUCUGUGUGUGCAUAUGUGUGGGAUUCUCUGGAUUUUCAAUUGAACUGAAUCUAGAGAAAAAAUGAGUAUCAACACGGAUCAGGAGACCGCUCCCAUUGCCACACCACGUAAUGGCAGCGCUGGCAAUGUCUUCCGCAGUUUUGGUUCGCUCUUCGGGGGCGCCAAUAAUGACAACAACUCAGUGGCAACACGUAGUAGUUCUGGCGAUGGCUACGUAGAAUUUGGGAUGCAGGAUCCGGAACGUAAUGGUCGGACAUUGGGAACAUUUGCCGGUGUCUUCAGUCCCGUGGCCUUGUCCAUGUUUAGCGCCUUGGUUUUCAUACGAGUCGGCUAUAUUGUGGGAAACGCUGGACUGUACAUAACUCUGUUGCAAUUCAUCAUCGCGUACGCUAUUUUAAUCUUUACUGUGGCCUCUGUCUGCGCCAUUUCCACAAAUGGGGCUAUUGAGGGUGGCGGUGUCUACUUUAUGAUAAGUCGCACUUUGGGCCUGGAAUUCGGCGGCUCCAUUGGAACCUUGUUCUUUUUUGCCAAUGUGGUUGGCUCUGCUAUGGCCAUCUCAGGUUGUACCGAGGGCAUAAUGAAUGACUUUGGUCCCGACAGCAGUUUCGGUGUCGCCGUUUUGCCUGGCGGUCCCUGGUGGAGCUUCCUGGUCAGCAGCCUAAUCAAUACAUGCAUGUUGCUCGUCUGCUUGGUGGGUGCCGCCCUCUUUGCCAAGACGUCAGUAAUUAUUUUGGGAACUGUGAUUAUUUGUCUGUUCGCUACGUAUAUCAGUUUCCUAGCCAAGGGAGCAACCAACGACACGAUACCCGAUGCUAGUAAUGCAACGGGAUUCCUAAAUUACACUGGCCUCAGUGCUCAAACUUUGCGUGACAAUCUGGGCUCACAUUAUGGCGUUGAUUAUACAUCGAAUAGUAAACCGGUCGAUUUUUCGACCACUUUUGGCGUUUUGUUCUCUGGUGUGACGGGAAUCAUGGCUGGAGCCAAUAUGUCGGGAGAGUUGAGAAGCCCUUCGAAGAGCAUUCCUUGGGGAACACUGUCGGCUGUGGCCUUCACAUUUGUCUCGUAUAUUAUACUGUCGUUCCUGAUGAGCUGCACGACUCCGUUUGCCACCAUGCAGAAGAAUUACUUAUUCCUGAUGCCCAUUAACUUGUGGCCACCAUUUACCGCAAUUGGCAUACUUACCGCCACCUUCUCGACGGGUCUUAGCAAUUUGAUUGGCUCUAGUCGCAUUCUGGAAGCAUUAUCCAAGGAUCAAGUGUUUGGAUCUCUGCUUAACUUUGUUUUGAGUGGCACAUGGAAGGGAAAUCCCAUUGCCGCUGUGGUGGUCAGCUGGUGUUUGGUAGAGUGCGUUUUGUUGAUUGGAUCAUUUAACAUUAUUGCCCAAAUCAAUUCGGUCCUAUUUAUGCUCUCCUAUUUGGCCACCAAUUUGGCGUGUUUGGGCAUUGAGCUAACGGGUGCUCCCAAUUUCCGACCGCUGUUCAAGUACUUCACUUGGCACACUUGUCUGGUGGGUCUUCUGGGUACACUAAUCAUGAUGUUUGUUAUAAAUCCCAUCUAUGCCUCGUCUUGCAUCAUCCUGUGUCUAAUCCUGGUAAUAGCCUUGCAUCUCUUUUCACCGGCAACUCAAGCUGCGCAAUGGGGCUCAAUAUCCCAGGCCCUAAUGUUCCAUCAGGUCCGAAAAUAUCUUCUUAUGUUGGAUCCACGAAAAGAUCAUGUCAAAUUCUGGCGCCCACAAAUUCUACUCUUGGUUUCCUCACCACGUUCGUGCUGCCCUUUGGUUGAUUUUGUCAACGAUAUGAAAAAGAGCGGCCUCUAUAUCAUCGGUCAUGUCAAAUUGGGUGAUUUCCGUGCUGUCGAGGAUCCAGAGGAGAAUCAGAAAUGGUGGUCCUUCCUGGAUCACAUGCGCGUUAAGGCCUUUACCGAGGUGACACUGAGUCGUAGCAUUCGUGAAGGUGUCCAGCACCUGAUCAGAUUAUCCGGCAUUGGAGCCAUGAAACCAAAUACUAUCAUUUUGGGUUUCUACGACAACGAAGCACCCAAGGACUUUUUCCAAAAUGGUUCGUCGCCCUACAAAACGGAUGAUUUCAAUAAUGGAGACAUUCAAAGCUUCCCUAUUCGCCGAGAUGGUGAACCUAAGCAUUUUCAGGUGCAGGAAUAUGUACAAAUUCUUUGCGAUACUCUGCGCAUGAAGAAGAAUCUUUGCCUCUGCAGAAACUUUCAACGGCUGGACAAGAAUUUCAUAUCAAUAAGCAAACAUGUCAAGUUCAUCGAUGUCUGGCCUAUAAACAUAUUUAAUCCAACAUCGGGAGAUCCCUUUGACAUGGUGUCUUUGUUCAUGAUGCAACUGGCGGUGAUCAUGCUGGCGAAAUGGAAGCAUUUGCGUGUCAGGAUUUUCCUCUGUGAGGCGCCUGAGCAACGAACUGUGGGGACCUUUGACACACAAGCUCCGCAAAUGGAAGUUUUCUCCAAAAUGAAAUUGGAACAAUCGUUGAAGGAGCUUCGUAUCAAUGCGGACAUCAUAGAGAUACAAGAAUGGAGUCGUGACACCGACUUCAGUCGACUUGCACGGACAGUGAAGCAAUAUACCGCGCAGGCGGAUGAAACCCUGUUGAGUGACGACGAUGAUGAGGCAAGUGAGGAUAAACUUAAUCGCUCACUAUUGUAUAUGCAGCGUGCCAAUCAAAUCAUACGUCAACGCUCAGACCAAACCGCCUUAUCAUUCGUCUAUUUGGCUGCUCCGCCAAAGUUAUCCGUACCAGAUUUCAAUGAGCGCAGCGCAAACUAUGUGGAAUUGCUAACAGAGCUUACAGCUGAAUUGCCGCCAACCAUACUGGUGCAUGGCGUCAGUACGGUGACCUCGACAACGCUGUAAACAUAGUACAUGGACCAGAUGUGAUAUAAAAAACUCCCUAGAAGCGGAUUAAACCAAUUUAGCCGAUAGCACUCGCUCUAUUCAAAUUGUGUGUGAGGCAUAUUAUUGUUGUGUGCAUAAGAAUAAGCUGAAUCCACAAAUGAUUUCAAUGUAUUAUGUAGUAUACGAGUAGUCGUCAUUAUUUGCAUGGUGAUUCACUUCAUCAAUUCUGCAUUUAAUCUAAACUAUUCGUACAGGUUAAUUCACAAUUCUGAUAAAAUAUUUAUAUACAUUCUAAUUGGUUCUUUUUAGUUCGAUUUUUAGUUUGUCUUUAAUUGUGCUUUGUUUAUCGAAAUGGAAAACGAUUCUUAUAUUUAUUUGUAGCUAAUUGGAAUUCAUUUGCACAUAAAUCGUUCUAUAAGAAAAACAAUUUUAAUAUCACACAAAGUAAUUAUCAUAUCAGUCAUUUAACACCCAAUUUUAUACAAUUACAAAUAACGAGGCAACAAUGACAUCAUCCCAACAACAAAAUACACCGAUAUUAAAACAAUUUGUGAUUGAGAAACAUUUAAAAAAAAAUAUUUAAAAAGAAAAGUAUUAGAAAACUGGAUUUGAUAGCGAUAAACGAUAGAGAAUGAUAGGAUAAAAGGUAAACACACAGUUCACUCUUAGCCACAAAUUUAAGUUGUUCAAUCAGUUUUUGUUUAGCUAAGAUUUACAUAUACACCGUACAUACAUACAUAUAUACAAAACUAUUCUUAAAAAGCGUUAACGAUUUGAACUGUGCAAUACUUAUGUAAUUAUUUAAAACAAUUGUAUUGCAAUGUGAAUUCAUUUCUUUCCAAUAACAUAAUAAAAUUAGAAAUAUGUAUUUAUACUAUCCGUA
Molecule: messenger RNA, 4023 nt
Organism: Drosophila willistoni
Lineage: Eukaryota; Metazoa; Arthropoda; Insecta; Diptera; Drosophilidae
Product: solute carrier family 12 member 9
Exons: 8
Coding region: 348-3158 (936 amino acids)
Biological process (GO): potassium ion homeostasis; cell volume homeostasis; chloride transmembrane transport
Cellular component (GO): membrane
Molecular function (GO): potassium:chloride symporter activity
Source: RefSeq, a predicted model, not a curated record